AUUUACUUCACUUUUUGGAAAUAAAUAGAUUACGUCUUUAAAAGAGUGUAAAUUAUUGCUUUUAUUUCUUAAUUUCAAAUAAAGCAAGUGAUAACUAAAAGAAGAAAUAUAUAAAAGUAAAUAUGGGCCAAACUUUAUCUGAACCAAACACGAACAAGACGUCAAGUAAAGAUGCUAAUGAAAAAUACUUUUAUGGUUGCUCCCACAUGCAAGGAUGGAGAUUGACCAUGGAAGAUGCUCAUACCACUCUUUUAAAGUUGGGAGAUACUAAUUGUAGUUUUUUUGGCGUCUAUGAUGGACAUGGAGGUUCAUCCAUUGCGCAGUACACGGGUCAAACAUUGUAUAAAAAGUUACUUGAGAGCAAACAUUUUGCUAAAAAGGAGUAUAAGGAAGCUUUUAGAGACGCAUUCAUGUCCGUAGAUAAAGCCUUAUUAGAAGAUAACAAUUAUGCACUGGAUCCUUCUGGCUGUACUGCUGUAGCUGCAUUAAUAACGGAUGACAAUAAUAUUAUUGUGGCAAAUGCAGGUGAUUCAAGAGCUAUCAUUAGUUCGGGAGGCAAGGCCAAACCAUUAUCAUUUGAUCAUAAGCCUACAAACGAAGUCGAGAUGGAAAGGAUCAUUAAGGCAGGCGGAUUUGUUGAAUUUGGACGCGUGAAUGGUAAUUUGGCAUUAUCAAGAGCCAUAGGUGACUUUGAAUUUAAGCAAAGUGAAGAACUUGCAGCUGAGGAGCAAGUGGUGACAUGUAACCCUGACUUGACUGAGCACAAAAUCACAAAAGAGGAUGAUUUUAUAGUGUUAGCCUGUGAUGGCAUUUGGGAUUGUAUGUCGAAUCAAGAAGUAGUCGAUUUUGUCCAAAAAGGAAUCAGUCUAGGAAAGAAGCUCGAAGAAAUAUGUGAAGACCUAAUGGAUCACUGUAUUGCAGAUGAGGAAACGACAAAUGGACUUGGGUAUGAUAACAUGUCUGUGAUUAUCGUGGGCAUCCUGAAUGGCAAAACUCAAGAGGAAUGGUACCAAUCGAUUGGAAACAAGUCUCAAGUGCCCAUCACGCCUGACUCUCCCUGUCCAUCUGCAGCUAGUUCUCCUAAAGUAACAAACAAUGGCUUGUGAACCUAUUUCAUCUAAACUUUUCUAUUGUUGAACUUGUGCUUCAUCUGAGUUUUAACUGUCGCUAUGAUGAUAACAUCAUCCAGCCAAGCUUAUUUUUAAGCGUGGUUGUGUAAUGGUACGACAAAGAAU
Molecule: messenger RNA, 1235 nt
Organism: Rhizopus microsporus ATCC 52813
Lineage: Eukaryota; Fungi; Mucoromycota; Mucoromycetes; Mucorales; Rhizopodaceae
Product: PP2C-domain-containing protein
Exons: 9
Coding region: 123-1106 (327 amino acids)
Biological process (GO): protein dephosphorylation
Molecular function (GO): cation binding; protein serine/threonine phosphatase activity
Source: RefSeq, a predicted model, not a curated record